ACAACCCCAGAACUCUGCCUUAUCAAAGGACCAGAUUCAGGAGCUUAUUGACCAGUCCAUGAACAGGUCUAUACAGUCCGCUGUUAAUAAUACCAUGUCCGCUAUGCACGAGUCAAUGGCUAAAUCUGUAGCGACUACUGUGUCCCAAAUGAUGGCUCACAAAUUCCACCAGUAUGAGGUAUUAAUUAAUAAAGACCUCCCUUAAAAAUGUUCAUCAAAAAAGAGGCAUGUUAAUCCUAACGACCUUCCCCAUAGUAAACCCAAAAAAGCUCAUUUUAGUAAUGAAGGUCAAGAUUAUGAUACAGGUUUCCCUCACACGAGUAGCCAUACUUCAGAUGCCAAUCCAAUGCAUCACUUACCCUCUACCCGAGAGGAGCAAAAUGUGAAUCGGGUUAAUAACGCCUCUUCCCAGAGCCAGUCCAAUCAAAAUAAUGUCUAUGAUGACAUUGAGAUUUCGGAUAAUUCGGAAUUCUCUGAUAUAGAAGAUUCCUCUUAUGAUCCCAAUUUUAUAGAGGAAGAUGAUUCUAAUUAUAAUGACCAUAUUUCUGAGGACUCUAAUACUGUAGAAUCCAAUGUCUUGGAUAGUUUUGGUGUCCCUUUCUUUAAUCCUGCUCAGAUUAUCCACCCCAGAUCAGGAGAUUGGACACCUAAUCCCCAGAUUGAUAAAUUUAUUGCCUUAUGGCUUAAGAAAGCAUUGGAUAACAAAACACGUAAUAAACUACGAGCUGAAUGUCCUAGACCUUCCAUUUCGGAAGCAUCCACUUCCACUCCUGAACUAGACCCUAUCCUUGUUAAAUAUCUGCAAAAAUCGGGAAAGAAUCCCAAAAAAGGCAUUGAUCGCAGCUUUAAGCUGUGUCAGGAUAGGUUAAUGGAUCUUCUGGGUCCCAUUGCAAAACUCCUUGACCUCACUGAGAAUGCAGCGGUAGCUGGCACUCCUUUAGAUAUCCCCACCAUGAGAGGCUGUACUCAACGCCUCAUGUGUAUAUUUGGUAAUGUUAAUCAAUCUUUUUGUACGGAAAGGAGGAGAGCAAUUUUAACUAAAUUGGAUCCACAACUAGCUUACUUAGCUUCCAAUGAAUCCUCCAACCCUAAAGAUAAUUUUUUAUUUGGUGAUCAAUUUAUUAAAGAGAUAUCCAAAUAUGUUGGAUUAUUCUCUUCAUUGGACAAAGCUCAGACUUCACUUAAAAAAGUCUUUAGUAGUAAGGUUUUUACCAGGGCCGGAAGAAGCAGGAGCCGUUUUUCCGGCCGUGCCCAGUUCAGAGGUCAACAAAGAGGCUCCUUCCAACAGGACAGAAACUACCCUAUGCCUACAGCCCAACCUAACCCCUUCUUCCCAUACCGUGGAAGACCAUGGAGGACCCGAGGACAAAGGGGUGUCACCCGUUCCAGACCUUCAGCUUACUAAUCGGCAAGGAGCAUGCAGUUUCCUGUUCUACUUGUAUUUGUAUUGGAUUCUUGUGUCUUUCACCAGCCAAAUGCUUCUCCAGAUUCUUCGCUGAUCUCCAUCCAUCUUUCCACCUGUCGAAGGAUGUACAAGUUCGAAUUCUAUAGUUCCAUCUUCAGAGACUUAUGGAGUUUACCGUAAAGAAAGAGGGAUAUUUCCAGCAUGCAGAUCCUUUUAUAGACUAACCUGGACUCCUAUUGGCUAACUCCUACCUAGCACACCUGGUUGUCUCACCUGCUCCACUACUCCUAUGUUCAAACAAGUUUUUUCUUGUUACAUAUACGUUUUAAUGUUACUGCUAUUUGAUUAUCCAGUAAAGAAA
This is a messenger RNA of Hyla sarda, 1766 nucleotides long. RefSeq lists its product as uncharacterized. The coding region runs from base 347 to 1405 and encodes 352 amino acids. Lineage: Eukaryota; Metazoa; Chordata; Amphibia; Anura; Hylidae. The transcript has 2 exons. The record is from RefSeq and is a predicted model, not a curated record.